CCACUGUCCUCCCCCUCCCCCCCACAUCCCCCCCUCCAGUACCCCACACACCUCUCCCAUCACCUCAGCUCCGAAAAAUUAAAAAGACCACCCCCCACGUGGACUCAUCUGGGGCUCAACCUUUCGGUCACCUCCGUCCUUCGUGACCCUCUCCUCCUCCUCCUCGUUGCUCAAUCUACCUCUCCUAUAGCGUCCGUAGUCCUACCUUUCGCCCGCAAUGGCUUCGUCUCUUCCCCGCCGGUUCGCCCUCUCCUCCUCCUCCCUCAGACCGGCCCGGACACUACUGCCGUCGUCUUCCACACAGUCCUCGAGGGCUCUGUCAUCGCUGUCGAGGCUGCUUCCCCGGGCACAGAGCAGUAAUGCCGCUUCGAAAACUGUAGGCCAGACCUCCGCGAGGUGGGCGGCCAUCCAGCAGGCACGAACAUUCACCUCGUCGAGGAAGUUGUUCGCCGACGAGGCCCCCUCGACCAAGGCCUACAUCGCCUCGAACGCGAUUGCCCGUGUCCAGGACCUGGUGGAUGUCAACAAAGUGUUGGUCAUCGGUAGUGGCGGCUUGAGCAUUGGACAGGCGGGAGAGUUUGACUACUCUGGCUCGCAGGCUAUCAAGGCACUCAAGGAGGCCGGCAAGAAGUCGAUCCUCAUCAACCCAAAUAUCGCGACCAUCCAGACGUCGCAUUUCUUGGCCGAUGAGGUUUACUUCCUGCCCGUCACCCCGGAAUACGUCACGCACAUCAUUGAGCGGGAAAGGCCAGACGGUAUCCUGCUCACCUUCGGAGGACAGACCGCUCUGAACGUUGGUGUCCAGAUGGACAAGAUGGGUAUCUUUGACCGUUACGGAGUCAAGGUGCUAGGAACCCCAAUCAAGACUCUGGAGACCAGUGAGGAUCGUGACCUGUUCGCGAAGGCUCUGCACGAGAUUGAUAUCCCGAUCGCUGAGUCCAUCGCUGUCAACACUGUCGACGAGGCAUUAAAGGCCGCCGAGACGAUCGGAUACCCUCUCAUUAUCCGUUCCGCCUACGCCCUCGGAGGUCUGGGAUCUGGAUUCGCCAAUAACCCCCAGGAGCUCCACGAUCUGUCGGCCCGCUCGCUCUCGCUGUCGCCCCAGAUCCUGGUUGAGAAAUCGCUCAAGGGCUGGAAGGAGGUCGAGUACGAGGUUGUCCGUGACGCCAUGAACAACUGCAUCACCGUCUGCAACAUGGAGAACUUUGACCCUCUCGGUGUUCACACCGGUGACUCCAUCGUCGUUGCGCCUUCGCAGACGCUGAGUGACGAGGAGUACCACAUGCUCCGGUCCGCCGCCAUCAAGAUCGUCAGGCACUUGGGUGUCGUCGGAGAGUGCAACGUUCAGUACGCGCUCCAGCCCGACGGACUCGACUACAGGGUCAUCGAGGUCAACGCUCGUCUCUCGCGAUCGUCCGCCCUGGCUUCCAAGGCCACCGGAUACCCGCUCGCCUACACCGCGGCCAAGAUCGCUCUCGGACACACUCUGCCUGAGCUGCCCAACGCCGUCACCAAGACCACCACUGCCAACUUUGAGCCUUCGCUCGACUACAUCGUCACCAAGAUUCCCAGGUGGGAUCUGAGCAAGUUCCAGAACGUCAACCGCGACAUCGGCUCUUCGAUGAAGUCGGUCGGUGAAGUCAUGGCUAUUGGACGUACCUUCGAGGAGUCCAUCCAGAAAGCCAUCCGUCAGGUUGACCCUCAGUACCUUGGAUUCCAGGGUGCUCACUUCGAGGACUUGGAUGAGGUUCUCAAGAACCCCACCGACCGCCGAUGGCUCGCCGUUGGUCAGGCCAUGUUGCACGAGGGCUACAGCGUCGACAAGAUCCACGACAUCAGCAAGAUCGAUAAGUGGUUCCUGUACAAGCUCGAGAACAUCGUCGAGAUGUACAAGAAGCUCCAGGACAUCGGAUCGCUCUUCGGCAUCAACAGCGAGCUCCUGAUGCAGGCCAAGAAGAUGGGGUUCUCCGACAAGCAGGUCGCCAUCAGCGUGGGCUGCACCGAAGAUGAGGUUCGCGCCAGGCGUAAGUCGUUCGGAAUUCACCCCUGGGUCAAGAGGAUCGACACCCUCGCCGCCGAGUUCCCCGCCGAGACCAACUACCUCUACACCACCUACAAUGCCACCGAGCACGACGUCAAGUUCGAGGACAACGGAGUUGUCAUUCUCGGAUCUGGAGUCUACCGUAUCGGAUCGUCUGUCGAGUUCGAUUGGUGUGCCGUUUCUUGCACUCUCGCCCUCAGGGAGAUGGGUGUCAAGACCGUCAUGAUCAACUACAACCCCGAGACCUACUCGACCGAUUUCGACACCGCCGACAGGCUGUACUUCGAGGAGCUCAGCUACGAGCGUGUCAUGGAUAUCUACGAGCUCGAGAACUCUACCGGUGUUGUCGUGUCCGUCGGAGGACAGCUUCCUCAGAACAUCGCCCUCAAGCUCAAGAACAAGGGCGCCAAGGUUCUGGGAACUGACCCCGAGGACAUCGACCGUGCUGAGGACAGACACAAGUUCUCCAAGAUCUUGGACAGCAUUGGUGUCGACCAGCCCGCCUGGAACGAGUUGAAGUCGGUUGAUGAGGCCCGUGUCUUCGCCGACAAGGUCGGAUACCCCGUCCUCGUUCGUCCCUCGUACGUGCUGUCCGGUGCCGCCAUGAGCGUCAUCCGCAGCGAGUCGGAGCUCGAGGCGAAGCUCAACAACGCCUCGAGCGUGUCCCCCGAGCACCCCGUCGUCAUCACCAAGUUCAUCGAUGGUGCCAUGGAGAUCGACGUCGACGCCGUUGCCUCCAAGGGUAACCUGAUCAUCCACGCCGUUUCGGAGCACAUUGAGAACGCCGGUGUCCACUCCGGUGACGCUACCCUGGUCCUUCCCCCCGUCACUCUUGACGACAGCAUCAUGGCCCGUGUCAAGGAGAUCGCCGAGAAGGUCGCCAAGGCAUGGAAGAUCACUGGUCCCUUCAACAUGCAGAUCAUCAAGGAGGAACUGGAGGACGGCAGCUUUGCGCUCAAGGUCAUCGAGUGUAACCUCCGUGCCUCGCGUUCGUUCCCCUUCGUCUCCAAGGUCCUCGGAACCAACUUCAUCGAUGUCGCCACCAAGGCUCUCGUCGACAAGCAGGUGCCUGAGCCCACCGAUCUGAUGAAGGUGCCCCGCGACUACCUGGCGACCAAGGUUGCCCAAUUCUCGUGGACUCGUCUUGCCGGUGCCGACCCCUUCUUGGGCGUCGAGAUGUCGUCGACCGGAGAGGUUGCCUGCUUCGGAAAGGACCUGGUCGAGGCCUACUGGGCGUCGAUCCAGUCGACCAUGAACUUCAAGGUUCCCCAGCCCGGCUCGGGUAUCCUUGUUGGCGGUAACACCAAGAAGCCCGAGAUUAAGAAGAUCGUCGAGUACCUUGCGCCCAUGGGCUACAAGAUCUUUGCCACCACAAGUACCACCGCCAACGAGCUCAAGGCCUUGGUCAGCGGCGUCGAGGUCACUGUCAUCGAGUUCCCCAAGACCGACAAGCGCAAGCUCCGUGAGGUCUUUGAGAAGUACGACAUCAAGGGUGUGUUCAACCUGGCGGAUAAGAGGGCUGAGGACAUGCUGGACGUGGACUACGUCAUGCGCCGCAACGCCGUUGACUUCAACGUUCCCCUCUUCAUGGAGCCCAAGACUGCUGUGCUGUUUGCCCAGUGCUUGAGCGAGAAGCUGCCGUUGGGUGAAGGUAUCCCCGCCGAGGUCCAGAGGUGGUCCGAGUUCAUUGGCGGAAAGCCUUUGUAAAGGGUCAGUUAGGGACGGUUUGGGGGAUUGAUUGGGGAUUUGAAAGGCGUGUUGGGGGUUCGGGAUAGAUGCAUUUCUUUUUCUUUUCUUUUUCUUUUUCAUAUCCUCAUGUAAGGUAUUGGCUGGUUGUUUCUUUUCUCUUUCCUAUUUUGGUUUUUUCUCUGCGAUUAUACUCUAGGGUGACGACUUUUUCGCGGGGUUCUGUUGUUUCCUAUUUCCUCUUCCUUUUUUUUUCUCUUCUUCUUUGUGUAUAAAGUAGUAGUUGGUGGAUUGUGGUCGUGGUGGUGGUGUAGUGCAGGCAAAAUAUCUCUUCUUUUGGUUCGGAA
Molecule: messenger RNA, 4074 nt
Organism: Tricharina praecox
Lineage: Eukaryota; Fungi; Ascomycota; Pezizomycetes; Pezizales; Pyronemataceae
Exons: 4
Coding region: 218-3748 (1176 amino acids)
Biological process (GO): L-citrulline biosynthetic process; 'de novo' pyrimidine nucleobase biosynthetic process; UTP biosynthetic process
Cellular component (GO): cytosol; cytoplasm
Molecular function (GO): aspartate carbamoyltransferase activity; ATP binding; metal ion binding
Source: RefSeq, a predicted model, not a curated record